This is a messenger RNA of Orbicella faveolata, 2006 nucleotides long. RefSeq lists its product as uncharacterized. NCBI's taxonomy places the organism in Eukaryota, Metazoa, Cnidaria, Anthozoa, Scleractinia, Merulinidae. The record is from RefSeq and is a predicted model, not a curated record.
AUGGCAAGAACAAUGAGUUACAAAGCUGUCGCUUAUCAAAUUGGCGUCGCUAUCACGAAGACUAAAACUGAAGUGAAUUUAAGAGACAUUAAAGAAAAUAUCACAAACAGCAACGCUGCCUGCAAACUCCCCGUUCUAGAUCCGUUUCAUUCUAGCGUAAUUCACUUUAUGAAAGAUCUUGGAAAAUUGCGCUGCAGCGGUGUGAGUUAUUCAAGCUUCGAAAACAACGUGCUUCGGGUUGAAGGAGAAGGCGUCGUUUCGGUACAGUACAGAAAAAUUGAAAGGACUCCAAGGAACGAUUUUGGUGUCGUGCUUUCUGAUCCGGUGAACGUUCAAAGCACGGGCGGAAGUCGUGUAGCUGCCAAGAUACCUAAAGACCUCUACAAUAACCUCGUGCAUAACUCCCGCGUUCUAACAUCGCCAUUUGAUGUUUAUGCCACCUUACGCCACAUCUUGUCAUACCCACAAUACCCCAGCGAGAUUAUAACCGGUCAAAGCUUGUUUACCCGGAUUGACGAGAGAAAUCGCACUUGUGCUAGCGCUGGCGUAGAAGAUCAUUGGUGUCCAUGCCUUGAUUUGGAACCCGUGUCAAUUGAUGAGCCGGCAGUUAAAAAAUCAGCGGCAGCUGUACUAGAAUAUAUCAACAAUCUGACGUCACAAGGUGAUGAACUAUCAAAGUUGUGUCAGCGGUUGAUUUUGAAGGAGAUAAAGACCGCGUUCCGUGAGAUGCCAAAAGAAGCCAUGCAAAGGUUUCAAGACACGAAGCACGGCACAACUGAUGCGUGCGACAAUUGUGAAAUAGUUUUGGGAGAUAAAGCGGAGAACACUCUUGUUAGAGACACAUUGUAUCAGCUUCAGAUUCUUACAUCUCCGAAUGAGGGAUUUUAUGAGGCCUCUGUUAAAAUGAACAACGGUGUUCCUUCAAUUGUAGGGGACCUCAGUCGAAUUGACGCUUACAAAGACCAGCCAUAUUGUAUAAUGGAAACCUAUCCUCUUUUACGAAAAUUUUGUUAUUGUUCACCGAAAUCUUUUGCCCAAAAACAAUGAAAAACUUCUUUUUCACUUUUGUUCAAAACCCACGCCAUGGGGUGCUAAAGCUCCAUCGCAAGAAAUUGAAUGUCAUCACUGGACUCGGAUUAAAAACUAUGCGACAGUAGAUGAGCUUAUCUUUUGUAGCGGGUAAGCACUGCGUUUAAAGUUUAUUAUUUCAGAUGGUGUAAUUUAUGAUGAAUAUGAACAUUUAUACUUACUUACUAGCUCAGAUCGUGGGAGGCGCGUUGGCCUCAUGGUUAGUGCGCUCGUUUCCGGAUCAAGCGGUCCGGGUUCGAGCCCCGGCCGGGGACAUUGUGUUCUGUUCUUUGGCAAGACACUUUACUCUCACAGUGCCUUUCUCCACCCAGGUACACCUGCGCGUGAAACAAGUUGUUCGAAAGUUAGGCAAACUUCUGUUUUCAGGUUACUUUCCAUAGAUUCAGCCAUUUUGUAGAUUGAGCAACACUCAAACAUUCGCGACCAGAGAUUGUUGGCAAGGCCGACUUACAAAUCGCUCUUGGCUCCGCACAUCGCUUUCCAAGCGCUUUUUCAACUCUUUCUUAAACCGUGCGUUUUCUUUCGGCUUCCUACUGAAGUUUUCGAGCCACGUUUCUCAUCUCCAUCGGGCAGAGGCUCGUCUGCGUACGCCGUACCAGCGAAUCGUUUCUUAUUUUUGGAUUCAGAAGCACACACGAUCCUCCAUUCACGACAUUUUACACAUACAAAUAGGAAAUAACGUUCGAUUGCUCGCCUUUUAUCAGUCGCAUUGUAAGCCCGUCAAGCUUUCGGAUCAGAGGCGAAGGUAUACUAAAGAAAUUUAAAAGGUAAAAAACGCGGUGGCCUCAUGGUUAGUGCGCUCGUCUGCGGAGUGAGCGGUCCGGCCGGGGUUGAGUUCUGGCCAGAACAUUGUGUUGUGUUCUUAGGCAACACAAUUUACUCACACAGUGCCUCUCUCCACCCAGGUGUUUAAAUGA